This is a messenger RNA of Dermochelys coriacea (leatherback sea turtle), 6303 nucleotides long. It is a transcript of the gene PLEKHM3, whose product is annotated as pleckstrin homology domain containing M3. The transcript is spliced from 9 exons. Bases 635 to 2914 code for a protein of 759 amino acids. The record is from RefSeq and is a predicted model, not a curated record. NCBI's taxonomy places the organism in Eukaryota, Metazoa, Chordata, Testudines, Dermochelyidae.
GAAGGGACUGAGGCAGGCAGAUUGUAAACACUGAGCAGAGAGAAGGAUGGAUAGUGCAGGACACAUAUGUUGCUUGUCCUGGCAGAAUGAGGAGUAAUUGUACAGCAAAGAUCCUCUAUUAGGAAGAAAUGGCAAAGUGGAUUUUCUGGAGCUCCAGAGGGCCAGCCUCAUGGGUCCUCCCAGUGACAUCACCUAUAACAACAUCCGACGGCUACAAUAUUAUAGGGUCACUCCUCUUUGUGCUGAUCUCGGAAGCUAACACAGCUUGGCUGGAAGAAGAUGCAGGGUUUUUAACCAGGAACUCCAGAUUGCCAUGAACUGGUUACACUGAAUAACUUAACUGCAUUCCCAGGAUCUGCAUAAAUAACUUAACACUCAGCAAAAAGCUGUGGAGGAGCAAUUCAUCCCUGGCAUCCUACCACCUGGAAGUUAAGUAGCGCAUCUGAAGUCAAACUCCGAUACCAACAACUUUUGCCACCAAAGGCUUUGGUGGCUGUUGUAUUUCUCCCGCCAUAUUGAGGUCAGGGUGGUGCCACAAGCUUUCCUAAGGCAUCUUUAUCCUCUAUGCCUGGACAUUUGUGCAGCAUCUUUCUAAACUGGCACUGACAACUCAGGCCUUCCAGCAACACGAGAAAUGGAAGCAUUAGAAGUUGAUGACAUCAGCCCAGCCUUGGAGGUGACUGAAGAUUUCUUCAAUAGUUUUGAUGCCAAGCUGGAAAAGAGUGUGCAACCGUCCGAGGUAUAUGGGGUGCAGGAGGUUCCUGAGCUGGUAGGACAUGAAGUAUUCAAUCAGAUAACGGACAGCGGAGACCUGAGAAACAUCACUUCUUUAGCUAAAAGCAGCCUCAUUUGGGAACGCUGCAGAAAUGGCCUCUUGGAAGCCAAUGCUCCGAAAGCGUUCCCUGCCAAAGAUCAGUUUACAGGGCAAAUGGAGACAUCCCCGGAUAAUCUCUCCUGGGUGGAGCAAAGAGAAGCAUCGACUUUUAAGAUUUUUAAUCUCUGUCAGCGGAGGAGAGACAGGCCCCGCUCUGUGAACGAUAUCCUAGUGCAGAACGAGGAAGCCUCCACUUUCAAGCCAGGGCAUAACCGGUCACGCUCGGAUGCAAGCCACAUAGACUGGGGACUUGUCUUCACAGGUGCCUCUGUGCAGCCGCCGUCAAGUCAGGACACCAAUUGCUCCAGGCUUUCAUGCCAAUCACCCGCACUAAAUAAGGGAGAGGACGUUCAAGGGAACACUGAACACAAGCUGACAUUCCCAAAUAUUCUGAAGAAGGGAUACCUAGAAAUUAGAAAGGACCAUGACAGCUGCUGGCAGCCCUGUUAUGCAGAGCUCACUCCAUACAAACUGUACCUUUAUUACCUUCACAGUAGUGGCAACCAGAAUUUUCCUACCAUGUAUCUGCUUUCAUAUUUCCAAAGCGUCACUGUCACAGGCAGCACUGAAACAAAGAUGGUGGAUGCCGUUCUGUCGGAUAACUCCCAGCUGCAGCUGAAGGCAGAGUCGCCGUGGGAGACUUUGGACUGGGGGAAGAAACUUUGGGAGGUGGGGCAUUCCUCUGCGCCAUCGUUCAUGAGGCAGCAGGAAGACCUAGAGGACUCUCAAAAGCUGGACAACAACAGGGACCUUCCCCAGAUUCAUGGCUUACAAAAGAAGCCUGCUGAGCUUUUCCAGUGUACAGCUGUGAGCCAAAAUACAAGGGAGUACCAAAACAUUCUCAGGUCAGGGACUCUUUAUAGGUUGACGAUCCAGAAUAACUGGAAAGCGUUUACUUUUGUAUUAAGCAGAUCUUGUCUCAUGGCAUUUCAGCCCGGGAGUCUCGAUGAAGACCCUCUCCUGAGCUAUAACAUUGACGUGUGUCUGACUGUCCAGACAGAUAUUCUGGAUGACUGUGACUCUUGCUUUCAGGUCAUUUUCCCUCAAGAUGUCCUCCGGCUGCGUGCAGAGACACGUCAGAGAGCACAGGAGUGGAUGGAGGCCCUGAAAUCUGCAGCCAACGCAGCCAGAAGUUUAGGUCCAAACCUGCAGGUUACUCUCAGAAACAAAGCCAGAGAUCAGCCUCUGGGGAAGGACUUUAGGCAGAGCAAGCGCCAGUCUGUGACCACCAGCUUUCUGAGCAUUCUGACCACGUUGUCUUUAGAAAGAGGACUCACGGCCCAGAGCUUCAAGUGUGCAGGUUGUCAGCGCUCUAUAGGCUUGUCCAAUGGAAAAGCCAAGGUGUGCAGUUACAGCGGAUGGUAUUACUGCAGCAACUGCCAUGUGGAUGACAACUUUCUAAUCCCCGCGCGACUGGUUCAUAAUUGGGACACUUCAAAAUACAAGGUAUCAAAACAAGCCAAAGAGUUCCUGGAGUACGUGUACGAGGAGCCGCUAAUUGACAUCCAGCAGGAAAAUCCCAUGUUGUACAGACAUGUAGAGCCACUGGCGACUGUAGUCCGUCUGAGACAGCAGCUGAGAUCUCUCCGAGCCUAUUUGUUCAGCUGCAGAGCAGCAGUGGCAGAAGACCUGCGCAGGAGAAUCUUCCCCAGAGAAUACCUCCUUCAGCAGAUCCACCUGUAUUCCCUUGCAGACCUACAGCAGGUCAUUGAAGGAAAAUUGGCUCCAUUCUUGGGGAAGGUAAUCAAGUUUGCCACCUCUCAUGUGUACAGCUGCAGCCUUUGUAGCCAAAAGGGCUUCAUCUGCGAGAUUUGUAACAAUGGAGAGAUCCUUUACCCCUUUGAGGAUAUUUCAACAAGCAGGUGUGAGAGCUGUGGUGCUGUCUUCCACUCUGAGUGCAAAGUGAAGUCUGUCCCGUGUCCCAGGUGUGUGCGCAAAGAGCUGCAGAAGAAGCAGAAGUCCUUCUGGAGGAGACUGAAUGUGGACGAGAGCCUGGAAGAGUCUUGCACCAUGUUCGAGCUGUCUUACCAGAACACAUGACUUCCCUUAGGCACUGGCUGAAAGGAAGAGAUCCUCUUCUACAGUCAACAAUUCAAGCAGCUUCUUAGCUAUUCAGGCAGCAACCUGAUUGCAAAGAUUUGCCUGACCUUCAUCCUGAUUAUCGCUUAGCACUGGCCAAAAGAGCCAUGAAACCUGGAUGGCUUUAGAAUGUCAACAGCCAAAUUGCAUUUUGUGGUGAAGUUGAACCACCAGAUCUCAUGAAAAAUGUGGCUUGCUUGAAAUGUUUUUGGUCAAGCUCAUUAACUCUCAACCUCUUGUUUUCCACCUCAGGAGAAGAUUUUCCUCAAGGCAGAAAAGAUUUCCUGCCCCAACCACAUCGCUAUUAUUUUUGUUGUUGGUCAGAAGCAGUGAAUCAUCUGCUUAUUUAAGUCUAUUAUUUUUAUUAGUCUUGGCUGAGGCUCUGGUGAAGUGUUUUUCAGGAACUGAGAAUGUAGCAAUGGUACCAUGCCCACCUGCUUCAUCUGAUGCAGGUGCAUGGAUCGUUUUUCUAAUGGCUUUGGGGUUUUUUUUUCCUCCACCCAAAGAGAAAAGAGCUUUUCAUGUCAGAUUUUAUUCAGGAUGUUUUCAAACGUAAGAACCAGGAGAAUUCCUUUAGGUGUGUGUUUAUAUUUAUAGCUAUCCCAGCAGAAUACUAUAUGAUCAACAGAGGACUGAUUGCUAUUUUUGGCUGGGGUGGCAAUUCCAUUCUUGCCCUGUUAUUGGAGCAUCAUAUCUUUUGCCUGCUGCUACUGUCUACGUGGGCCUCUGUUAAUGGGAUGUUAGUUCAAAUCCCUGUUCCAUUCACAUUCAUAGCCAUUUUAAACCACCAGAUCAUUUUGUUUUUUAGAUCACCUUAUAUUAAUGAGCAGUGCUUUAUCCAUAGGAGUGAUAAACAUGCUUCCCUUACCUGAAUCUGCUAGAGCUACAGGAAAAGAUCUCUUCUGCCUUUAAUAUAUAUGUGUGUGUGUGUGUGUGUGUGUGUGUGUGUGCGUGCGUGCGCGCGCGCGCAAAAUUUCCCUAAUCAUGAAACAUUUAAUCUUUUUCCUGUACCCUUCUUGUGCAUUUUGUGUGCUGCACUGGCCCCUGGCAGCAUUAUGCAGGUCCAGGGGGACUUUGGUACUUCAGUAAGAACUUACCAAGGGAAAGGGCAGUUCUCGGAAGUGUAUUCUGCCCCAUAUACCUGGAAUAUGGGGAAACAUGGAACACAGUAAGUCAUGUCUUCUGUGCAAAGAGAAUGUGUGAUCGAUUUGAUUGGGAAAACGUGUAUGUUUCACCACUGACAACGUCUUUCACCCCAGUGAGUCUUUGAGAUCGUCUUCACUUGAAUCCAUUAAGUAUCUUAAGUUUUUCUCCGAUCUCUACAUCAGUAUGUAUAUUACAUACAUAUGUACUCGUGUGUAUAUUUAUAGAAAGCAAGUACAGUGUCAGGAGAAAAGUUCACAGACUUUUUGUGUGCAUGUGUAUUUAUUUAUCGCUCCUCUCUAGCUGGUUUACUAAAUGGCAGGCCACCAACCUAUGCUUCUUAGAUAAUCACCUAGCCAGUAAGCUUCCCUCCUCCCUGCCACUCAGGUUUGACUCAGAUGCCCCUCCAUCAUGAUGGAGGGGUGGCAGGGCCAAAUAUGAGCAAGUGGUGUUGCAACCUGGCCCACGGGGUCACAGCGCCACUGAAAUUAUAACAGAGGGGAUGCUGCCCUGAAAUCUGCUGCUCUGGGUAGCUACCAAGUGUCCCUUUAGCUAGAGUGGUCUCUGUGCCUGGCCUAGAAACCUCGUAUGGUAGCUGUUGUAUUUAAGGGAGCAACCAGAGCCCUUAUCAUCAGAACUUUGCAUUAAUUGAUGGAAUGGUUUAAAUAAAAGAGAAGGGAGUAUAAUACUUAUAGGAAGUGGUUGGCAAGCUAAAAAUGUAUCCUCUCUUCUAUUCAGACACCAGUGUUUCUGUUUUCCAACCUUUGGAGAGUGGGGAAAUAGCUGAACCUGAGCUUUUUCAAAUGAAUAAGCAUCUAUUAUACAUAUACGUGUUGAUUUGGAAAAGCUUAGGUUCGGUGGGGUGUAUCGGGGUAACUAUGCUUCCACAGCUUUUAGUUGGUUUUCAUUUUAAUGAAGAUAAUGCUGUCUGGUUGCCCGACCUCGUAGUGAAUUGCUUUGGCCAAGGGAAGCAUAGAGAUACCCUUGUUUAAUGUACUUGGUCUCUGAAAAUGAGCCAUGCAUCCUUCCCACUGCACGACCCCUCCUCCCAGCUCAAUGGACUAUACAUGAAAUGCUUUGUUUUCCAAUAUGGUUCCUAGAGCUUGCUCCGUGGGAGUCCUGCUUGGCUCCUCCGAGAAGAAUUCCCUGCUCCAUCGUUUCGUGCUCACGCACAAAUGCAAACACUUGGGGAGAUAUUCUGGAAUUACAGUCACACAAACAGGAAAUGGCUACACAAACAAUCCGGCCCCACAGCGUGUUUUCUGUGUGUGUCAGUUAGACCAGUCAUGAGACAAUGCCACCAGCCCGGAAGUGAACCUGAUGUGGCUGGUGCAAUUUGGAAUUAAUUUCAGACCUAAUGGCAGGUCAUGCAAAAAAUGCCAAUUGCUGUUUCCAGAGCAUAACAUAUUAGAACACAUGAUAAUUUACAGUGAUGUUUCACUACCAGGCAUUCGAGUGCAUUUGCACACCCUGUAUGAGAGCAGAGGAGCUUUUCAGACUUCAUAUGUUAACUUAUUUGACAUGUGCAACAUCCGAAAUGUACCAGUGCUUUGCUGGAUAUUUUGGGCCAAAUUCUGGCAUAGUCCCAUUGGAGUUAUUCUGGAUUUACAAGAGUAUUAUUGAGAGCAGAACUUGGCCUCUUAGCUUUAAGAUGUACAGCAAAAUGGAAUAGCAAGUCUGAUGUAAAGAGCAGAUCUGGAGCGGCUGCCAUCACCCCGACAGCAAACUACACUAGCACAUCACAUUGAGUAAGAGCUGCUGCCAAUACCAAAGGUUUAUGUGAAGUACUGUCGUACAGCAGUGUUAAAAGGGAGCCAGUUCCUGGAAUGGAGCCACAUUUGCACCGGUGAAACGAUAGACUUAACUUUUCUCAGUGUGGAAGAAGCUUUCUUCUCGCGGGAAGUCUUGUUCCUUUCUCCAUAAGGAGUUAAACCCAGUUCUAUGUCAGCAUGCCUAGCAAAGUACAUCAGAGGUUGUGUCCUUCCAGCAGACUCAUUGAUGAAGCACCCAGUCCUGAUUACAGGAGGAGUAGAAUUGGGUCCGUAUUAACUUUCAGCACCACAAGGCAAAAGCAUAACUUUAAAAUUCUAUUAGUAAAAAACCAAAACUGUUCCUCUACUAAGUAUACACUGGCAUCCACUGAAAAGGGGCCGAUUUUCUGCAACAACCCCCUGUCUACACAAGAAGCAAUCUGUGAUGAUGCAUGA